AUGCAGACGGAAGCUGAGAAAGUGAAAUUGGCCGUGCAGGAGCGAAGCGAGGCGCUGAAACGAGGGGUGGAAUUCUUACAGCGGGAUAUGGAAACGCAGGAAGAGGCAGUGAAGCGAGGGGUGGUGUCGUUGCUAUGGGAUGUGGAAGCACAGAACGAUGCUCUAAAACGAGGGCUGGUGUCUCUACAGCGGGACGUGGAAGCGAUGAAUGAGAAACUGAAACGAGGGGUAAUCUCGUUACAGCGGGAUGUGGGAGUACAGAACGAGGCACUGAAGCGAGGGCUGGUGUCGCUGCAGCAAGAUUUGGACGCACAAAACGAGGCAGUGAAACGAGGAAUGGUGGCGUUACAGGGAGAUGUGGAGGUACAGAGCAACAGGCUGAAACGAGGGAUGGUGGCGUUACAACGGGAUGUAGAGGCGAACGUGCUGUCGUUUCAACGAGGAGCUGAGUUCUGGCGGCGUAUAGUGCACCUGUACGGCAGUUACAAGCUCUGUCAGCUCCAGGUGGCAGUGAGCGGCCAAUCAGAGGAGGAGAAAUCUGCCACGUGGCAGAGGCAGCACGAGAGCGGAGCCGAGAUGCUCUAUGCCCUCUGCACCGACAUGAAGGGGUUCUUCCUCAAGGCGGGUCAGUUUCUGGCGAAGCCAGACCUCUCCCCACCAGCGUGGGUGGCUCGCCUCUCUGCCCUCCACGACGCUGCUCCUGCCGACCCGCUACCCCUCGUGCUGCGGACCAUUCAAGAGGAGCUGGGGGGGGUGGGGUGGAGGGAGGUGUGGGAGUGGGUGGAGGAGAAACCGCUGGGGUCUGCUUCGAUUGCUCAAGUGCACAGAGGGAGGCUGAGAGGCGGCAAGGAGGUUGCUAUCAAGGUGCAGCAUGCAGGUGCCGAACCCCUCAUGCUCACAGACCUCGCCAACCUCAAGGCCUUUGCUGCGUUCCUACAGAGCACAGAGCUUAAUCUGGACGUGCUGGGAGCGCUCAAGGAGCUGGAGAAGCAGAUCCGGUACGAGUUUGACUUCCGAAGGGAGGCCGCAGCCAUGGAUAUCAUCCGAGCCUCGCUGGCAGGGCUCGUGACCCAGCGCCUGCUAGUGAUGGACUUAAUCAACGGCUCUCCAAUUGUCAAGAUGGAGGAAGAGAUGCGAGCCAAAGGAGUCAACCCCAACGGCUACCUUGCUACCAGAGCCAAGAGGUCAAUCUUUCGGUCACUCGGGACAGCUUAUGGGCUGAUGAUCUUGCGAGAUGGGCAUUUUCAGGCCGAUCCCCACCCAGGAAACCUCCUCAUCUGCCCUGAUAGAAAGGUUGCUUUGUUGGACUACGGUCAGACUAAGCGCCUCCCAGACUCUCUCCGUCUAAACCUGGCACGAUUAAUGCUAGCAGUGGCUGACAAAGACCUGAUAAGAGUCGGCUCACUGUUCCAAGCCUUGGGCAUCCGAACUACCAGGACGGUUUUCGAAGAUCCCAAGAGCUUUCACCGCAUGUCUUCACUCAUGUUUGACACUGCUAUGUCGGAAGGUGUGACGACAUCAAACCCGUUUGCGAGCGAAUCGACCCUGAAGAGAAAUGGAAUUGAGAAAUUCCCUGAAGAUCUGUUCUUUGUGGUGCGCACCAUGCAGCUGCUAAGAGGGCUUGCGAUGGGCAUGGGGCUGAACGAGUCUCUUGCCGAGCAAUGGCGGCCGAUAGCACAACAAGCGCUCAAGGAAGCCGGUGGAACUUGA
Closterium sp. Naga37s-1 is the source of this 1710-nucleotide messenger RNA. The record is from the annotation of a GenBank genome assembly. NCBI's taxonomy places the organism in Eukaryota, Viridiplantae, Streptophyta, Zygnematophyceae, Desmidiales, Closteriaceae.